Messenger RNA from Eurytemora carolleeae, 1826 nucleotides. RefSeq lists its product as uncharacterized. Gene Ontology annotation, cellular component: membrane. Gene Ontology annotation, molecular function: potassium ion leak channel activity. The transcript has 24 exons. The coding region runs from base 143 to 1741 and encodes 532 amino acids. NCBI's taxonomy places the organism in Eukaryota, Metazoa, Arthropoda, Copepoda, Calanoida, Temoridae. Gene Ontology annotation, biological process: potassium ion transmembrane transport; stabilization of membrane potential. The record is from RefSeq and is a predicted model, not a curated record.
AGUAUAAACAUUAAACAGUUUAGUUUAAGAUUCAAGCUGUGCAGCAGUAUACAUGUAUACUCAUAUAUAUAUUGUGGAGGAGAUAUAUGUAGUGUAGAGAAACAGUGAACAUACUGUAUCACGGUGCAGCCUAUCAAUAGAUAUGUCAGAAAUAUACGCGCGGUCCGAGGGAACGGGAACUGGAACAGGAACUAUUGGUGAAGAUCUGGAGAUAAGUAGACUCAAUAGAUGCUUAAUAAAUACAAGGAGAGGUAUAACCUUCCUUAUCUCACAUAUUGGACUCGUCAGCUUGGUCGCAGGUUACUGUACUCUUGGAGCAAUCCUUUUUGAACAGCUUGAAAGAGAUUAUGAACUAGAGGUAAAACAAAAUAUGACAAGAACAAGGAUUAAGCUGGGAAACAAUAUUUGGAAACUUACAAACAAUUCCCUUCUUCUUCAUAAGGAGGUCUGGAUACACAAUGUAACUGCUAUGAUGACAGGAUUUGAGAAAGAACUUUUAACUGCUAUGAAGAUUAGAGGGUGGGAUGGAAGUGAAGAUAUGAACAAACGAAAAUGGACACUUGCUGGUUCCUUAUUCUACUCAAUAAUAAUAAUCUCAACAAUUGGAUAUGGAGACCAAACACCUAAAACGCAGUGGGGGAAGAUAGCUACGAUAUUCUACUCUAUUCUUGGGAUACCACUGUUCAUGCUUUGUCUCUUUAAUAUUGGAGAUAGCAUGGCCAAUAUGUUCAGAUUCCUUUACUGGAGGGUCUGUUGUGCUCUUUGCACUACAAGAAAAAAGGUUAAAAGAAAGUGCAGGACAAGUAUCAGAACUCCAACAGGAUCUAGAACUGGUCCCAGGCAUUCACUCAAGUUCAGAGACAAUAUUAGUCUGGGGGGAAGAUCCCCCAGACUAUCCAGAAGGGUUGGAAGCAUAACAGCUGAAGAUAUAAUCAGCUUCACGGUGUCUAACUAUGAUGCUCUGGAUACAGCUGAUAAUGGAGAGGAUAAUGUUUGGAACGCAAGAGAUUCUCUGAAAGUUUGUGAAGAAAUGUGCAAGGAUAGUUCUGAUCUAGCUCCGACAGGAACUGAUGUUCAGAAUACUCAGUUGAAUGCAGAUGAAGUGUUUAAACCCCAGAAUUUGGGUACAGAAAGCGAUAUACGGUCGAGUAGGAAAAGUAAUCAUAGCUCUAAAUCUCUAACUCUUCCAUUGAAUAAUCAAUUAGAUGAGUCCAGCAGCAGCAGUUACGAUUUAUCUAAGGUCUCUACUCCAGCUCGAGGAGCAGGUAGUGUUGUAACUACUCCGAGUAGAACAGCACGUCUCACAGGAGGUGAAUUCUUUCACGAGUUUGAAUACGAGGACUGGGAGGAGGUGGAUGUAACUAAACCAAUACCAAUAUGGAUCUGCUUCUUUCUUGUCUUCUCAUAUAUAUGCAUGGGUGCGUUCUUGUUCAGUGGCUGGGAGGGUUGGCAGUUUCUCGACUCUUGGUACUUUUGUUUUAUCACCCUCGCUACAAUUGGAUUUGGAGAUUUUGUUCCAAAAAAAAGUCACGAGACAAACAAGACGUUAGGAGAGCUGGGGAUAUCUGGAUCUUACGCAGAUCUAGUGAGUAUCGUGAUAAACUCCUUCUACUUGAUGCUGGGAAUGGCUUUGGUUACCACGACCUUUCAUCUUCUGGGGGAGGAGGUGAAGAACAAGGUCCGAAAUGUAGCAACCAAGCUUGGGAUUCUUAAGUCUGAGGAAGACGACUUUUUGGAUUAGAUUAGAGUUAAAUAUCUUAUAAUAUUUUGUCUCUAGUCUGUAAUUAAUUGUAUUUAAAAAAUUAUAAAUGUAGAUACUAGAUAGA